Messenger RNA from Schizosaccharomyces cryophilus OY26, 1668 nucleotides. RefSeq names its product CTD-binding SR-like protein rA9. The record is from RefSeq and is a predicted model, not a curated record. NCBI's taxonomy places the organism in Eukaryota, Fungi, Ascomycota, Schizosaccharomycetes, Schizosaccharomycetales, Schizosaccharomycetaceae. The transcript has a single exon. The coding region runs from base 1 to 1668 and encodes 555 amino acids.
AUGGCUGUGGAACAAAACCAAGAAAAUUCAGAGGAGAAUGGGGAGGAAUGCAUCAUUUGUUUAUCGGAACUGCCCAAUUGUCCUUUAGACAAGUGGGACGUUAGCGCAUUACCUGCAUCACUCUCUACAUCUCCUAAUGGGAUUUACGUGGCUACGCUUCCAUGUCGGCAUUAUUUUCACAAUCAGUGUUUGGAAUCCUGGUGCCAGGUUGCAAAUACGUGUCCUCUUUGUCGUAUAGAGUUUUUCAAAGUUGAUGUAUACGAAUAUGUAGGUGGUCCUUGGUUGCGAGCCUACCCAGUCGAGGAAAAAGUACAGGCAGUAGCGAACGCAGAGGCACCACCCGAAUUUAUAGAGACGGAUGAUAUGACUCGUUGUGUUAUUUGUGGUGGAUCACAACAACAAGACGUUUUACUUUUAUGCGAUGGAUGUGAUGAUGCAUAUCACACAUUCUGUUUAGAAUUGGACGAAGUUCCGGAAAACGAGUUUUAUUGCCCCAAUUGUGUUUUCCUAAACAACGAUAAUGUUAAUACCUUGGCUUCUCGUAUUUCGCUUUCUCAUCGUCGGCGAACGAAUGGUCGUGCUGCCAGAGCUUCAAGAGUCUCGCAACGACAACAACGUGCAUGGACUAGAGCGUGGAAUGCAAUUCGCAAUCGAGCAUGGGAAACUUUAAAUUCUGAUUUAUCCUAUUAUUCGCUUGAUGGUGAUAUUCCUAGGCGAGAUCAUGCUUCCGACUUGCUAAGGAGAAGAAUUGAAAACGCUCGGUUGCGGUCCGAUUCGAAUGUGAAUGAUGAACAACAGCAGCAACCACCAUUUGUACAAACGCCUGUUACAAAUGAUUCAGAAAGAAAAGCUUGGAAUGAUUUUGAUGUAAUGCUGCAUAACAAUGAAGAUCACUCUAAUACUGGUGAUAGGUCGAAUCAUAAGGCUUCGACGCCUGCUGAACGCUCGUCAGCAGCAGACACAAACCAAAGGAAGAAGCUAAAAAAACCAGUCCAUAGAAAUCGAAGCAUUUCAAUUUCUACGGCUCUAGGUUCUUCUUCUAACCAGUCAACGACUAAUGACGAAGCGCAUAAACCAUCUCUACUUGCGAAUUUAAUAGAUAACAUCAACCGUCCAUCUCCUUCUUCUCAGACUGAUUCUCAAUUUCUAUCAAAAGUACAAUCCAUUUUAAAACGAUCUCAAGAAGGCACCUCGUCAAAUAACUCUAAUGAGCCUCAUUUAACUCCUCUUUUUUCUAAUCUUUCUCCUCAAAGCUCUCCUCCACCCCGUCUGGAAUCCUCGUCUCCAAUUUCCAGUCACUUUGAUGGUCCUUCACAGCCUACCGAACCUGGUGAAAUUCUUGAUAAUGAUUAUUCACAGACGAGUAUUGAUCGGCGGACUGUUCCUCGGUCAUCUGGGCGACGAGAAUUAACAAAAUCUACGAAGUUGCCGUAUGAAGUGAAGUAUCGAAUAGAACGGUUGGUUAAUGCUGCAUUAAAGCCGUACUACAGAGAUGCUAAAAUCACAAAGGAGCAGUUUGCUAAAUUCAACAAAAAUAUUUCUCGAUCACUGUAUACUUUAUUUUUAGAUGGCUCACUUUCAUUUGAAAGGUCAGGUCAGUAUCAAAUUGCAAACGAAAUUCGAGAGCGGGUUGAUUCUUGUAUGCGUUCCAAUGGUGAAAGUUGUUAA